Aethalodelphis obliquidens (Pacific white-sided dolphin) is the source of this 900-nucleotide messenger RNA. RefSeq names its product phospholipase A2 group IIF (gene PLA2G2F). The record is from RefSeq and is a predicted model, not a curated record. Gene Ontology annotation, biological process: lipid catabolic process; arachidonate secretion; phospholipid metabolic process. Lineage: Eukaryota; Metazoa; Chordata; Mammalia; Artiodactyla; Delphinidae. Gene Ontology annotation, molecular function: phospholipid binding; calcium ion binding.
AUGGCAGAUGGGGCUCAGGCCAACCCCAGAGAGUUCAGGAAGAAGGGGCUGGUUAGACACCCCUCUGGGUGGAGGGGCCCGAGCCUCAGGGCCUCUUCUCCUUUGAGAAACUCCAGGUCCUACCUGGGGAUGAAGACGUUCAUCACCAUCACAUCCUGGCCAGCUGUGGUGACUGAAGUCCUGCCCACGGCCCACAGCAGCCUGCUCAACCUCAGGUCCGUGGUGGAAGCCAACACAGGGAGGAACGCCAUCUUGUCCUUCGUGGGCUACGGCUGCUACUGCGGGGUGGGGGGGCGUGGCCUGCCCAUGGAUGAGGUGUACUGGUGCUGCCAUGUCCACGACUGCUGCUACCAGAAGCUCUUUGACCUGGGCUGCCACACCUAUGUGGACCAUUACGACUACACCAUCGAGAACAACACUAACAUUGUCUGCAGCGAGCUCAACCAGACGGAGGGUGACCAGCAGACGUGCGAGUGUGACAAGAGCGUGGUCCUGCGCUUCCAGAAGCAGACGUACAGGGAGGAAGGAGCUUGGAACUACCUCAACAUCUACCGCCAGAGCCCGCCCAACUGCAGCAUCUCCGGGCCACGCCCCCCGCCCCUCCCUAGCGCCCUCUGGGGGCUGACAGAGAGGAGGGUUGGAGGUUCCGGUCCUGGGGACCAGCCAGAUGGAGCAGGUGGAGGUGGGGGCAGGUCGGGGGCCCCUGGGCUGCCCUCCUCCCUGGAGCCCUCCAACGAGACUGGCCCCAGAGGACUCAGAAAGGCCGGGGCCCUGGUCACCUGGCUCCUCCAGCCCAGACCUGGGUGUGGCUUCAUCCUGGACGUGGCAGGGGGCAUGUGCCCUGUUGGGGUCUCUCCCGAGUGUGGAAGGCAAGACCUACGAAAGACUGGGGGCCUCUGA